CAUCCAGCUACCCUAAAGCUUCUGAUGCCAGAUCACGUGUCAUCGCGAUUUGGACCAAAGAGAUGCCAGCCGCACCUGCACCCGCACCGUUCAAUAGCCGUGGCGGUCUCCUUGUGGCCGAGGGGCGCAGCUCACGGAGAGUUUACAAGGCUGAUGGAAUCAUUGUGAUGCAGCAUAAUGCUAGCUAACUUGGUUGGCACGAACUAGCCUUGAUAAUUUGAAGAAAAGAUUCACUUCCUAUAGCGACACAUCUAACACUCGUCUCGGCUUCCAAGCGGCAUCGGAAGCUGUCAUGGGGCGAAUGUGUGAUAUUGGAGCCACAGCAGCCUAAAUGCAGAUAAAAAAGGAAACACUGCCUCUGGAAGAUAGCCACGCCGGAGACUUGCAGCACGAAAGUAGAGCCGCCAUGGGUCGGGCGCUGGUUCCGCGCAAUCUCCAACCGCUUUGGGGGACGCAAUUUCGCCUUGGCUCGUGUUAUGGAGACUCCGAUAGCAUGGUAAGCAACCCUAACAAAUGCGGCUGCUGAUCGCUUGACCAGCUAUUGAAAGAACGGUCUCUAUAUAUCGAUGCAAUUGCUAGUUUGUUCAUGGCAGACAAAGACAGGCUCUUGAGCUGCUACUGACUCGCCGGCGCCGACAUAAAUAAAAAGGAACGAAGCUGCAUGACAUACCACAGAAGCCUCACUCCUAUAGUCUUCCAGGGCUGAAGAGCUGAAUCGAUGCUGGUCGCCCAGGGUCGCCCACACAGCUCCGCUACUUUUCUUUCAGCUGAAUGUCAGCCACAGCGCCAUAGCCAACCAAAUGGGUUGACAGUCCCGCAGUAACACCCUGUAUCAUUGGGAAAAUAUGCCUGGCGCCUCCACAAGGCGCUCUCAAGACUGUCGUGUAAGCGGCAAGGAUGCGCAAAUAGUGGUGAAAAGAUGGCACAUCAACGUGGAGUCGGGCAGUGACCAGGCAUGCAGAAAAGAGAGCUGAAUAAAACUGAGCGCCGUCCCUGACAGGACGGAAUAUUUCCAUUGGAGCUGCUCCUCUCGUUCGUCUGUUUCUUUGCUGAACGUCACCAUUGAAGCUCGCCAUUUACAGCUGCAAGAGAAGACAAUUCGCACGCUAGAGCAACAAGAUUGCCAUGAAGUCUUUCACACAGAGCUAUGCGCUGCUCACAGCGCUAGCUUCUACUGCCCAAUGUCUCAAAAUGUCGCUCCCUACGCCAACUCCGUCCGAGGCGACUGAUCUAGCGGCCGAAGGGUUCUCACCAAAGCCAACGAACCCGCCAGCCAUGGAGUUGCUGCGACGAGCAGCUAAGGACGCCGCCACCUCCUUUCAAGUUUUGUAUGGACAAGAUAACACUUGCGGCUACAUCUCUGGUCUUCCUGGGGCACCGUACAGGUGCUAUAACACACUCGCCCACUGCGUUCUAUACACCUCAAGCGCCGCUGGGCCGGGCCGUGUUGCCUGCUGUGAGCCCAGUGGAUGUUAUGCUAAAACUGGAUGCAUUGAUUACAAUGCCAUCUAUACCUCAAGCCUAUGUGGAAAUUCAUGCAAAGCCGACGGCUUCCUCCUCAAAUGCACAAACAUUGCCGCCAUGCAUUGCAAUUCUGCCAUCUGGCCUGGCAACAUUGUCGAUUAUUUCUGUGACAGCCAGAUCUACUCUGGCAUCCAAUCCAUGCAGACAACCUACAAGGGACAGGCCGGCUCUCCGUUUAGCGUAUUGACCGUGCACCCAUCGUCUUCGACCUCGCAGUUUGCUCUCCAGUCUAGCGCUGCAUCUGGAGGCGCUGGCGGAAAGGCCGCACCGUCAGCUUCUUCCACCGGGCCAAAUUCGGGCGGUGAUGGAAACAACGGAAACUCGAACGGCAAUUCAAACGGCAACUCCAAUGGAAACUCCAACGGAGACUCUAACGGCAACAACGACAACAAAUCGAGCGGCCCCCCUAUCGGAGCUAUUGUUGGAGGAGUUGUAGGCGGAGUUGGAGCCUUGGGUCUCAUUGGAUUAGUGGCUUUCCUAUUCAUUCGCAAUAAGAAGAAGAAGAACGACGCGGAACCGACAUCUACCACCGCACCACCUCCUGCACCUAUGCAACAGAACGGCCCGCACCCUGGAGAGACUAAUCUCUAUGCUGGGCAGUAUGGACAGGACUACCAGAAGCCAAUGGAACACUACGAUCAGAUUUCGCCCUCAGUCUCAGGAUACCCGCCAACAAUGGCUUCUUCCCAGUUUCCUAAUUCUGCAUCGCCUGUUGACCCUCGCUACUCGAACCCUGCGUCCCCUCAGCAACAGCACUCGGUAUCACCGACCGAUCCCCGUUAUUCAAACGUUCCUUCAUCUCAUCAGCAAAUAUCGCCAUCUCAGAGCCCACCUGUUGGUAUGCCUGUUCAGCAGCAGCAGCAUAUGUACGGCUAUCCGCCUCAGAACAACGCCCAUGAAGCUCCUACGAGCAUGGCGGAUCAGCACCGAGGCGAGAUGCAUGAGCUGGGUUAAGACGCCGUGGUAAUAGUUGGUUACGAAGCACUUGAUACAUAUCCAGGAGUAUAU
This is a messenger RNA of [Torrubiella] hemipterigena, 2532 nucleotides long. The record is from the annotation of a GenBank genome assembly. Lineage: Eukaryota; Fungi; Ascomycota; Sordariomycetes; Hypocreales; Clavicipitaceae.